GUUUGAGAUGUGGUUUCUCGUGUUUCAGACCGAUUUCACGCUAGGUUGUUCUUGUUUGUGAUAUUUCAGGUCCUGGAAAGUGAAUGAAGGUUUAGGAGCAAGUUCGGGGUCGAUUGGGCGAAGAUCGGGCACGAGACAAGUCACAAAGGAGGUCACACGGGCACACCCACAACUCACACGGCCGUGCAAGUGACCACUUUGGCCGUGCGAGUUUCGCCGAGAGCAAACACGGGCAGAUGGAAAUCUCACACAGCCGUGCGACCCUGGCCGUGUGAGAAGCCUGAAGAUCGAACUAAUUGGAACGCAGCGUUUUGACUCACAUGGGCAACUGGGUAAGCCACACGGCCGUGCCACCCUGGCCGUGUGAGUCGGGAUUUUCUGCUUUUAAGCAGAUUUUCAGCCACAAGUCGAAGGGAUUCGAGUUUUUGAGAAAGAGAACGAUUCCUAGAGAGAGAAAGCGACGAACAAGAGUCUCCAAGUGCCCUAGCUUGAUCUUCAUCACCAUUGGAGGCCAGUUUGAGCUUGGAGAAGUGUCGAUCAACGUCCAGGAGCAGGAAUCCAUCCUUCACAGUAUGAAUUCCGCGUCUGAUUCUGCUUUUGCUUCUUUCUCCAUGGAGUAGUUCUCCCAUUCAUCUGGGUAUGGAGAACCCUAGAUUUGUAUGUUAGGCUUUGAUUGUAUGAACCCAAGUACUGAAUCUAUGAUUUGAUUAUAUUCAAUUGAGGUUUGAUUGAUUGAAUGACUUGAAUCCUGAUCAAAUUCCUGUUGUUUCUGCUUUGACCUAGAAUGAGAAUAUCUGCCUAGGUUGAUAGAGCAUCCUUGAUUGAAGGUAGGGAGUUGGUGACUUUAGUCGAGGAGCCAACUCACUAUUCUGUACCGGAUUUACUCCGGUAGUGGAGGUUUUGUUUGUUAAGGCCUCAAUCUGUUUACUCCGAUGGAGGUUAGUCGCCCGCUAGAGACUCAGAUUGAGAGGGUCUGAAGACCUUUAGUCGAGACUUCAGGCUGUUUAAGAACCUUCCGCAGUAUAACUAUCAUAGAAACUGAACUUGGUAAUUACAAUCCGGCUUAACUGCAGUCUAGGGGGAACCAUAUCCGGGUGACCUCUCUUAACCUGAAUACAACAAUUUACGUGCU
Messenger RNA from Linum trigynum, 1132 nucleotides. Lineage: Eukaryota; Viridiplantae; Streptophyta; Magnoliopsida; Malpighiales; Linaceae. The record is from the annotation of a GenBank genome assembly.